AAACAUUUCGAAGAUUCAGUAUCCUGAAAGGUGUCAUCUCUUUUCCAGUCCUGAGAGUUCCAGUUUGUCUUAACAUCUCAAGGCAUCAGACACCUUCAGUCCCUCCAGGAUCUGUCCCAGCACAGGAAUGUUCUCAAUAUUGGUCACCGUGGGCUUUCUCUGCACGGCCACUGCCAGUGCUGAAGUAAUGGAAGUGACUCAGCCAGCAAUGGUGUUGGCCAACAGGCAAGGAGUUGCCAGCUUGACGUGUAAAUACAAGCACAUCGGGAACGCAAAGGAAAUUCGAGCGACGCUGCUCAAACAGACGGGGGACGGGUUCACUGAAAUUUGUGCUUCAACCUACACCUCGGAGUUCCAAACGUUCCGUGUGGAAGCGGUCAUUCAGUGCCGCGUCAGCCCUGGCCGAAACAAUGUGACCCUCACCCUCGUGGGCCUGCAGGCCAAUGACACCGGUCUGUACGUCUGCAAGAUGGAGAGGAUGUACCCCCCUCCCUAUUUCAUGAACAUGGGAAAUGGGACACAUCUCUAUGUCACUGAUCCAGAACCUUGUCCAGACACUGCCAUAUAUCUCUGGGUAUUAGGAGCUACUGCCUCAGGAUUUUUUCUUUACAGUAUCAUCAUCUCAGCUGUUCUUGUGGGCAAAGCGAUAAAGAGAAGACGAUGUCUUACUACUGGAGUCUACGUGAAAAUGCCUUCUGAAAAGCUAGAGAAAAAAGUGAUUCCAUUCCACAUCACUGGUAACUGUAACAAGGAAGGAGAGAAACCAUUUCCUAGCUGGGAUGGAGAGUCUGCUAAUUCGCUUAAGUUAAAGAAAUAAAAUUAAUUGUCUUAUUACAAAGGUGUACGGGAAGGAGAGAGAAUAUUCCCUGUAACGUCAGUGGUUUGGAGGAGAAUAAUUAUUGUAUGCA
This is a messenger RNA of Corapipo altera (White-ruffed manakin), 908 nucleotides long. It is a transcript of the gene CTLA4, whose product is annotated as cytotoxic T-lymphocyte associated protein 4. NCBI's taxonomy places the organism in Eukaryota, Metazoa, Chordata, Aves, Passeriformes, Pipridae. The transcript has 4 exons. The record is from RefSeq and is a predicted model, not a curated record. Gene Ontology annotation, biological process: negative regulation of regulatory T cell differentiation; B cell receptor signaling pathway; regulation of T cell proliferation. Gene Ontology annotation, cellular component: membrane; external side of plasma membrane. The coding region runs from base 128 to 817 and encodes 229 amino acids.